This is a messenger RNA of Nymphalis io (European peacock), 1452 nucleotides long. Its product is annotated as DNA polymerase alpha catalytic subunit-like. NCBI's taxonomy places the organism in Eukaryota, Metazoa, Arthropoda, Insecta, Lepidoptera, Nymphalidae. The transcript is spliced from 3 exons. Bases 1 to 1452 code for a protein of 483 amino acids. The record is from RefSeq and is a predicted model, not a curated record.
AUGAAUCAAUUUAUCGUUCAAAAGUAUCGUGUAGCGGUAGCACUUGCUGUCCUUAAAACGAAACCACCUAGUAUAUCAAUUGAGGAACAUUUGAAUGACUUAAAAACAAUUAACGAACAAAUUGACGAUGACAUCACGAUAUGCGAUGACGAUUUCGGUUUUGAUGAAGACGACUCGGACGUAGGAGACGAGUUUAAGGAAAACGACAGCAAUGAUAGUGUGACCAUAUUGAAAAAUUUCGACUUUAAUAACUCGGGAGAUGUAUCGAAGGCUCCCAAUGUUUCGUUGAUGAACGUUAUGCAAGAAUUGAACACUAUAGAAGAUCUAGGUAAUAAGAAAACCGUCCAAAAUGAUUCACAAUCAACAUACUUCGAAGGAUCCCAAAAAACUGAUCUAGAUUUAAUUAACAAUAUAUUAAAUGAAAUAGAUAAUGAAAUAAUAUCUGAACAAUUAACGAUUAAAAAUCUAAAAACUAAUCAACAAAUUGACAAAUUGGCUUUAAUAGAUGAUAAUGAGAUAAAUUCACAACAAACAGAAGUAUAUACGUUGCGUGAUUAUUCAGAAUUUAACACACACAUAAGUCAGAGUCAAGAUAAUUUCGUUAUAUCUAAAAAUUUAUACUUAAAAAAUGCAAAAUCAGAUGAUUUCAGACUAAAUAAUGAUAUAGAAUAUCCUGGACAAAAUAUAAAUACAAACGAAAAUUUAACAAACAAAGCGCUCAAUGUAGACACUGACAUUGUUAUAAAUGAUAAAACAAUCACAAACGAUGCAAUUGAUAAAAAGAACAAAUUAAAAAAUAGUCAAAUAGUUAAAAGCGAUCCAUUUGAUCAACUUUCAACACAAUUUUCAUCUCAAAGUACACAUUCGAAAUUUGAUACGUCACUUAAUUUAGGUGUUCUAAAUACGAAUUCAACUUCCUCUCCUAACAUUCCCCUAAAUACAGAUGAUAUAUCAAAUAUCAAUGAUGUAAUCAAUUCAACUAAUCAAGAAACUCAUAUGGAUUUCGAUAAGGAAAUUGAAGUAAUCAAAACAAAUGAAGUACGUAAAGCGAAUUCGUUUUCAUUGGAUGAAUUCGAAUUUAACACACAAAGUCAGGGUUUCAGCUUAAAUAAUUCAAAAAUUAAAAAACUUGAUAAGGAACUAGAUAAUUUAACACAGAAUAAUAAAAUCAUUUCCGAACAUAGAAAAGAUAAUCUAAAUUUGAAAGUUGAUUUAGACAAAGAUCGAUUGAAAGAUUUGUCAUUUGAUAUUUCGAAUGUGAGUUCGGAAGAAAUCUCCGAUUUAACGGAAUCUCAAGCUGAAAUAAUAACUUUUAAAGUUUUAGAAGAAUUAAGUAAAGUUAAGAAUUACUUGAAUAGAAAAUUGAUUAAAUCCGAUUCGGGAUACAGAAGUUUUCAACCGAGAUAUUCAGGUGGUAGUGGUGAGAUGAUAGAAUAUUUAUCCUGUCCAUAA